This is a messenger RNA of Neohortaea acidophila, 1977 nucleotides long. RefSeq lists its product as uncharacterized. NCBI's taxonomy places the organism in Eukaryota, Fungi, Ascomycota, Dothideomycetes, Mycosphaerellales, Teratosphaeriaceae. The transcript has 2 exons. Gene Ontology annotation, molecular function: protein binding. Gene Ontology annotation, cellular component: ubiquitin ligase complex; cytoplasm. The record is from RefSeq and is a predicted model, not a curated record. Bases 1 to 1977 code for a protein of 658 amino acids.
AUGGACAAGCCGGACGACUUCUCCCAGCCGACCGUACUGGGCAAGCAUCAAAUCGAGAAAGCCCUCCACGAUGAGCGGCGGGAAAUCUCGUCGGGUCGGCUCAAAGAAGAGAACCCGUUGGAUACCACCGUCGAGUUUCGUCGUUUCUGCGAGGCAUGUAGGCGAGGAGAUCUAAGAGCAUGUCAAGAACAAAUCGGCAAAGGCAUCAACAUUAACGCGAGGGACGAGUUUGACUAUACACCUCUCAUUCUGGCCAGUCUGUGCGGGCACUAUGAAGUGGUGCAGAUGUUGCUCGAGCAAGGCGCGCUUUGCGAACGUGAUACCUUCCAAGGCGAGCGAUGUUUAUACAACGCCCUCAACAGCCGAAUACGAAACCUCCUCCUGAGCUACGAUUACAGCAAGAGCACCGAUCCCUUGCAACCUCUUGCUGCACACAUCACCAGCUUAUUGACUCGAGAUACACCCAAGACGAGCGACAUCGCAGUGCAGACUGUCGACGCCACCUUCGACCUACACAAAUUCGUCCUCUCCGCCCGAUCACCUUAUUUCGCAAAGAAGCUCGAAUCCGCUCCGGAGACAAAGACCUGGCGAUUAUCGAACGCCGUGCCUACACAGUCCUUCGAGAUAUGCAUACGGUAUCUCUAUAUGGGCGAGGCGACUGCUCCUUCAGCAGAUUCCGACAGUGAGCAAGAGGCAAUCGUGUCGGGGAUUGAGAAACUGUCACGACAGUUGGAAAUUCCGCGGCUGUUUGAGAGCAUUCUACAAUCUGGUGAUCGGCGGCAAGCAAGACAAAGGAGGACGGAGGAGAUACAACAAGGGCAAGAACAGUUCGAGGGAUGGUUCAAGGAGAACGUACUACGCAAUCGACUGGAGGUCGAUGUUGAGAAGGCGAAACAUGUCAAGUGGGAUCGCGACAAUGGCAUCUUUGCCGACGUCUUACUUCUUGCGGAUGAAGAGGUGGAAGAUGAAAACACAGAUGUGGGCACAGAAAACACACGACAGCCACGGAUACGAACAGCGGACGGCCCGUUGAACGGCAUUCCCAUCGGCCACUUCCAACCAUCCCGCUCACCCUCCCGGCACCGCAAGCCCCGACGCUCCUGUCUAUACCCCGUCCACCGUUCCGUGCUCCUCCGAUCAGAAGUCUUCGCAACCAUGUUUGCCUCGCCAUUCCGAGAAGGCCAAGAACUCGAGCACCUCCAAAUCGUACCCGUCGACUGCUCCCCCGAAGUCCUCGAAGUGGUGCUCACCUUCCUCUACACCGAAAAAGCCAACUUCAGCCUCUCCAUGGCCCUCGAAGUCCUGCAAACCGCCGACAUGCUGUUCAUCGAAAAGCUAAAGCAGCGCGCCGCCCUCCUCAUCAGCACCCUAGGCAACGGCAGCGCCAGCAUCGUCGAAUCCGACAACUCGCGCGGCGUCGUCGCCGCCCUCCCCGAUGCAGACGCCAUCAACAUCUACGACGUCAUCCGCGCCGGCUGGGACACGCGCGUGCACCGCCUCGAGGAGUUCGGCGCGCGCUACAUCGCGUACCGCCUCGAGCAGUACAUUGACGAAGCGGAGUUCAAAGACCUCGUGCGCGAAUCCGCCGGCAGGAUUCACGGGCGUGAGGAAACGGACACUGUGGAACUCGUGGACGAUAUCCGCUGGUACCUGAGCGAGCGCUUCCGGCUGCGCUUCGAAGACGCCGGCCUCAACCAUCUCAUCGACUCCAAUGAUCCUGCUAAUCGUGGUUCCGAUGGCGCACUGAAGGACCCGCAAGACGAAGGCGUCGAUACGCAUAGCGGUUCCACGCCACCGCUGGAAGAGGGCGACGAAGGGUAUGCACCGGAUUUGGAGCUUUUGGAGGGCGAGGGCGGAGUGAUUAGGACUUUGGAUGGCGAGAUUGCGGGCGACGAGUUUGCGCAGGAUGCGCUGAAUUAUCAGCUGUUGCUGGGGAAGAUUGAGACGCUGAUGGAGGAGCUGGGGCUGGAUGGAUAG